Messenger RNA from Zonotrichia albicollis (white-throated sparrow), 10771 nucleotides. Lineage: Eukaryota; Metazoa; Chordata; Aves; Passeriformes; Passerellidae. The record is from RefSeq and is a predicted model, not a curated record.
UGUUCAGCCGGCUGCUGACCAGCACCCCCAGGUCCCUUUCCUCCUGAGCACUGUCCAGCCACACUGUCCCCAGAAUGUAGCAUUGCAAGAAAUUGUGGUACAAAUGUAGGACCUGGCACUUGGACUUAUUAAACUUCAUUUUAUUGGACUCUGCCCACCCAUCCAAUCAUUCCAGGUGUCUCUAUAGAGCGCUCCUACCUUCCAACAGAUCGACACAUGCUCUCAGCUUAAUGUUUGCAAAUUUACUACUGUGUUGCAUGGGAAAAUAUUUUUUUGUGUAUGUGUUUUCCUCCACCCUUUGCUCAGUCUUUUCCUGAGCAGUAAUUGUAUACUCUGAGACUAGACAGUGUGGUAAUAGGUCAGCACUAGAGCUGGUGUAGUUUGAUGGCCCAGAUCAACAGAAGUGUGUAAUGUUUUCUGGUUUCUUUUAUUUCAUUUUUAAGACCUAUGAUCCUUAAAGUGUGCUUAAAGAGAGGCAUGAAUUAUGAGGUAAGCAACCAUUCUGUACAACAUUUUCAGAUGGUGCAGGUGUGGGAGUUUAUUAGCAUGUUUGACAUAUUUUAUUACACUUAGCAUGUGACAACACAGAAGUGUAAAAUAUCUUGGGUUUUCCCCCACUUUUUGGGUGGUGUCAUGUGACAUUUUGAAUUAUCUGGUAAAAUAAGCCAAUUUCUUUCCAGGAAACCAGCCCCAAAAUGAGUAAUGGAUAAGCACGCUGCUUGCUUCCGAGCACUCAGGCAUGUCUCAGGAGGUUCAUAUGUUAUGCCCUGGCUGUACAGUGUAUAUGUUUCCAGUUUCUGACCGUUUGGAACAAUGUGGGCUUGUAUGAGAGUGUGGUAGUGGCACAAGUUAGAAGUGGUGAAAGAAUACUUGAGGAGACAGGAGAUGUAGCAGCCUGUUCAGCGGCUCACUGCUGUCUGCAAGCUGGGUUUUGCUGUCCACAUCUGCUUGCUCAGUUGCUCUGUUGACAUAUCCAGACUUGCAGGUAAUCACUUGGAAGCUGUGCAAAAUAAACCUUUUUUUUUUUUCCUAAUUUAAGGUAAUUUAAGCUGGCUUGGCUGAUGUGAGCAGUAUGAGAAGCAAUUGUUUGCUUGCUCAUGCUGUAGGAGGGGGUGCAUGAGCAGAAAUCUGGAUUGUGUGGAGUUGCACUACUCUUGCAAAAGAGCGAUAUGCAAAUAGUGCAGUCAUCCAGCAGAUGGGUGGCAAUGAAAUAUCUGAGAUACUCCAGAUACAUCAUGGGCUGAAGCAUCUGAGAUCCUCCAGCUGAGUCUUUGCAGGGAAGCUUGCCUCUUACUGGUGGGCUUGAAGCACAUGCUUAAGUGUGGCUCUGACUAAAAGCUCUGUUGAGUAAUGGAUUUAAAAUCUUGCAUAAUACUUUGUUGAAAGCUGAUGUGCAAAAAAUUUGGGAGUAGUGAGAAAGCAGCAUUUUUAAAUGGCAUGACAAAUAACACAUUUGUACAGAUAGAGGUCUGUACAAAUGUUAGCUAAUUGGUUGUAUGUGGUGUGAGAACUUAACUGUUAUUGAAAGCACUCUGAAGCAAGCUGCAAAGUAAAAUUUGUGGCACCAUUCUCUGUACCACAGUACAACUGCAAAAGUGAGAGAUGUUCUUGUCUGGGACUGGCCAUCAGGAAGACAUGCCCAGAUCCUGAGUUCCUUUACGAGACCAUGGCAUAGGCACAGGUCAAAGGGAAACAUAGGAAAAUUCAGAUGGCAUAGGAAUUUUCAGUGUGGUAUUUAAAUAGUUCAGCAGUUUGGGUAUUUUGGCCUGCAUUUCACUCUGUAAAUGCAUUUGCAGAGUAAAAUUUGUGCUGUAUUUGUGACACACAAACUGUAUUUGUGCAGCCAAAUAAUUGCGUUAUUCUCUGGUGCAUAACUGGCCAUACAGACAAUUACUCUACUUGCUUUUGUGUGGUGCUCUCUGAAGUAUUCCACAGAGUGGAAAUAAACAAGCCAAUGUUUUGCAUCAGAUUAUCAGUCUGUCUUUCAAAAAAGCUAGUAGCUGCUCUACAAGAUAGAAGACAUCCUUUUUCAGCUAGAGAAUUUCAAAUAACUCAUGAAGAGGGAAGGAAGCAUUGCAAUGGUUACUCCUGUUGUAAUGGAAAACUGAAUGGUGAGUUUAGAAUGUACUGAGUAUCUCCUUACUGGCUUAGUGUAAUUAUUUUUAUUUAGUAAUGGUUAAGACAGCAAUUCUACCAUCUUCUUCCCACCCAUCCUUGGGGUGACCCAUGUUUUCACUUGAGUGGGACAGUUGAAAACCUUCUACAAUUGCCAAAGUGAGGGCUGCUAACAAAGCAGAAUGCACUGUACAACACAAAAUAUGUUUGAAAUAUGACACGAGUGUUUCCAAUGGCUGCUGUAAUUAAUGUUUUUUUGUUUGGUUUUUUUUUUGUUAUUUCUUUAGAGGUCUGGCAGUACUUUAGGAGAGCUUGGUGGGAAGAAUUGUGGGAAAAUUAUUUUGUAAAACUGUUUCAAUUCUUGCAUAGCCAAUCUGGAUUCAGUUGCUAUAGCUGAGUGGUUUAAAAACUUUUUAACUGUUGAUAUUACACUAUAAUGAACACUGUAAUAAUUUUGUCAGUGUCACAGAAAAAUGUCCUAACUGAAAAAUUAGUCAAGUUUUAGAGUUGGGGUUUCAAACCGUAAAAAAAAAGAAAAUCUCAAUGCUGGAUCAGAUUUCUUAAAAUGCUUAAUUAAGAAGCUAAUCCAACAUUUGUUUAUCUAGAUAUAAAUACUGCCUUUGAACUAGCAGAAAAGCUCCAUCUCUACCUAGCUUUUAAACCACAUCUAAAACACAGAGAUUACUUUCAUUUCUGAGAGGUGAUAAAUUGAGUAAAAGCAUAUGAGGGUAAAGCAAACUGUUCCACAGUGCACAUAACUGGUUGGGCAGUUAAGUGUGAGAACAGAGGAUUUGGUUUGUCAAAGAACAGAAAGGAGAAUGCUGAAAAUCAAUUUGUUAUAAGGAACAGGUGGAAGAAGCAUUUCUGGAGGACUUGGAAUAAUUUUUGCACUCUGGGAUAGCUACUCCAGUUAAUGUUUCUGUGCCUUCAUUGUCAUUGUGCCUACAUCUGGAGAUGCAUUGUCUCCCAUGAAAGGGUAAUCCAGCCUGUUCUAUAGUAACAGCUCUUUUUCCUGGAAACAGUGAACUAUCAGAUUUUGCAGCAUGUGGAACAAAAGGCUCCUUUGCUGCGUCUCAGCAUAAGAUUACAGUUGUCACAUUUCUCCUUCAUCAGCGUGCCUGACACUUCAGAGUAUGGCUCAGACUUCCCUUUGUUAAUGGAACAGAAAGAGGAUCUUUAUACUCUUCCAUAAUUAGUAGUUUUUAUUUUUCCUACACUUUGCUGUUUAAUGCACAUGACCUAUGCCUAAAUCCCCUUCAGGAUUUAGUUUCAAAAGUUAGGUUUCAGUUAACUGAAACUUGAACAUCCUUCUCAAAAGUUUCAUCUAUAAGAAGUGUUAAUCAUAAUGAAGAUUUAAAAAAAUUAUGCCAGCUUUGUGAAUACUCUGUGCAACACUGUUGACUGGAAAACCAGAGAAAACAAUCAAAUGCAGGUUUGUCUCUUAAACUAGAGCUGUGAGUUAGAGCUACUGCUGAGGAUGGGCCAGGCAGGGAUGGCACUGGUAUGCUUUCUUCUUGGUAUGCUUCAGAAGAAAGAUGGACAAUACUAGUAACUGAAAUAAGAGCAGCACUCACUUCUGGGCAAUAGGUGCAGAGAUCUGGAGCAGGCAUGUUGCUUCCAGGCUUUGUGUCCAGGUAUGUCAGCAGAAAAAAAUCACAAGGUUUCCUGAAUAAGAUGUAGGUGACUUAUAGAACAAUUCCUGAUGUACCUUUACUGUCAAUUGAAUCUUGCUGUGAGUAAAUCAAGAGUUUUCUGGCUCUAUGCACCUCAGCUUAUUAAAAAUGUUGAUUAAGUUGCAUCAGCAUGACUAGAAAUAAAAAAAGUAUUUGGUAUUUUAAUAUAAACAGCUUUUAGAGCUUCCAGUGUAGAAGGCAGGCUUAUCUUUUUAAACUUCUUUUCAGUAAGGGAAAGUGAGGAGUUUGUUCAGCUUCUGUGUACAGAAAAAAUACAUCUAGACAUUCUUUGCAUAACUGUGGGAAAGCAGGGGUUGCUAGCUUUCUCAUUGUUAAUCUGAUUUCUUAAUCUCACAAUACAAGUUAACUGUGAAAAUACUCAGUGAAAAAUACCCACUGGAACUAUGAAGAAAUGGUCUGUGUUCCCACAAAUACUGGGUUCCCACACCACAUUCUUUUGAAUUCGUGUUGAAGACACAUAAGUUGUUCCAUGCGCUUAUACCAUGGCAAGUGACCAGUAGCGACUGAAACACAGAUACUUUGUAAAUAUUCACAGCUCCAGUGGCUGUUCUUGACACAGGUGGCUUAAAUUCACCUUUUGCUGUUGUUUCUUUUUUUAUUUUCUGCAUUUUGAUCUGCAUUCUGAAAGCCUGUCUCUUUAUUUUUCCCCCUCUGUGUGUGUGUUCCAGUGACUUUAUAACAUGCGAGGCACUGAUACCAGGGGGAGCUCCCCUGCAUUCCUCCGUCCUCAGAACGGGAGCAGUCACAGGUCUUCGGGGUACGUCCCGGGGAGAAUUGCCCCUCUCCGUCCCCCGCCGCCUUCGCAGAGCCAUGCUGCAGCAGAAUUUACCUCGGCCAGACAGGAAGCCCAGACAAGACUCCCGUCCUUGCCAGUGGAGCAGCACCGCCGACAGGCAGAAGCCAACAGACACAAAAAUACUCUUAUUUGUUCUGCCGUUUCUAGCCUUUCACUUUUUGUUGCACUGGGGAUUUUUUUGGGAAUAGCUUCAAAGUAUGCUCCAGAUGAGAAUUGUCCUGAUCAGAAUCCUCGCCUUAAAAACUGGAGCCCUGGAAAAGAUCCUGAAAAACAAGUUAUUAUCAAAAAAGGGGAUUUGUUUCGUCUGAACUCAGAUGCUACAGUACACUCUAUAGUUAUACAAGAUGGAGGUUUACUUGUUUUUGGUGAUGAUAAAGAAGGUUCUAAAAAUAUUACCUUGAGAACUCGAUUUAUCCUGAUAAAGGAUGGUGGAAUGCUUCAUGUUGGAGCAGAGAAAUGCCGCUAUAAAUCCAAAGCAACUAUUAUUUUGUAUGGGAAGUCAAACGAAGGUGCUGAUGUGCCAGAAUUUGGCAAAAAGUUUAUUGGCGUGGGCCCUGAAGGAACACUGGAGUUGCACGGGCACCAGAAGGUAUCAUGGACUCUUCUGUCAAAGACUAUAUAUUUCUCAGGGCUGGCCUAUGGUCAUUAUACAUUUAAAAAGAAUUUUUCCCGAGGACUAAAUGUUAGAGUGAUCGAUCAGGAUACAGCGGAGGUUUUGGAAGUGCUGAAGUUUGAUACUCAUGAAUUUGCAGAGGAAAGCUUAAAGCUCCAGAACUUGCUGAAAAAUGGGCAUCCUGGUCGCAUUAUUGCUAUUGCUGUAGGAGAUUCAGCUGCUAAAAAUCUUUUGGAGGAAACCAGAGUGACUGUUCAGAAUCUUCUGGGAAGUAGGUUUGUCAGAGGAUUAAGUUACAGGCAAGCCUGGGCUUUAGUUGGUGUCAUAGGUGGUGGAAAUUCUUCCUGUAAUGAAUCAGUGAGAAACUAUGAAAACCACAGCACUGGUGGGAAAGCUCUUGCUGAGAGAGAGUUUUUCACAGUGGAUGGUCAGAAGUUCGUUGUGAGAGCUUACAGCGAAUGGAAUGAUGGUGUCCCAAUAUCAGGCUUCCAGGUGGAAGCGGUGGGUGGAGUAAUACUGAACCUUCUGGAUGAUGUUAGUAGUUGGGAGCCUGGAGACAAGAUUGUGGUUGCGAGCACAGACUAUUCAAUGUAUCAGACAGAGGAGUUCACCCUCCUUCCCUGCACGGAGUGCACCAAGCAUCAGGUUAAAGUCAAAGAAACCCCUCAGUUUCCUCAUGUUGGAGAAGUAAUUGAUGGAGUGGACAUGAGAGCAGAAGUUGGAGUUCUUACAAGAAACAUCCUAAUAAAGGGGGAGACAGAAAAUACCUGCUAUCUUGAAAAAGAGUGUCAGUUCUUCAGUUAUGAUACAUUUGGUGGACAUAUCAAGAUUUUGAAGAAUUUUACAUCUGUUCACCUUUCCUAUGUGGAAUUGAAGCAAAUGGGCCAGCAGCAGAUUGGAAGUUAUCCUGUUCAUUUUCACCUUUGUGGGGAUGUGGAUGAAAAAGGAGGAUAUACUUUUAAAACUUAUCUGGAAGGUCUUUCCAUUCAUCACUGUUUUUCUAGAUGUGUGAAUGUUCAUGCAACUAAUGGCUUGCUGAUAAAGGACACCAUUGGCUAUGACACACUAGGUCACUGUUUCUUCAUGGAAGAUGGCAUUGAGCAGAGGAAUACUUUGUUCCACAACCUUGGGCUAGUCACAAAACCAGGCACUCUUCUACCUACAGACAGAAACAGCAGCAUGUGUAUUGGGAUUAGGGAUAAGGUAUAUGGAAGUUAUGUCCCAGUGCCAGCCACGGACUGCAUGGCCGUUUCAACAUUCUGGAUUUCUCACCCCAACAAUCAUCUUAUAAAUAAUGCAGCAGCAGGCUCACAGGAUGCAGGAAUAUGGUAUUUGUUCCACCGGGUUGCUACAGGAGAUUCUCAUAGUUUAGCCAUCGAAACCAAAUCAGAGCUUACACCCCUAGGAAUCUUCUAUAACAACAGGGUUCAUUCUAAUUUUAAGGCUGGUUUGUUCAUUGAUAAGGGCGUUAAAACAACUAAUGCUAGUGCUGAUGAUCCCAGGGAAUAUCUCUCUUUGGACAACAAUGCGAGGUUCCGACCUCAUCAAGAUGCAGACCCUGAAAAGCCUCGAGUUGCUGCCCUGAUUGACAGAUUAAUCUCUUUCAAAAACAAUGAUCAUGGAGCCUGGGUCAGGGGAGGAGAUAUCCUCAUUCAGAACUCUGGGUUUGCAGACAAUGGAAUAGGUUUGACAUUUGCGAGUGAUGGGAGCUUCCCAAAUGAUGAAGGUGCCAGCCAGGAGGUAUCAGAGUCGCUGUUCAUAGGUGAGAGCAAGAAUUAUGGGUUUCAAGGUGGACAAAAUAAAUAUGUGGGAACUGGAGGAAUAGACAACAAGACACGCACGCUGCCUAGAAAUCGGACAUUUCCAAUCAGAGGCUUUCAGAUUUAUGAUGGACCUAUUCACCUUACUAAGUGCACCUUUAAAAACUUUGUGCCAACUCCAGACAGAUUUACCAGUGCAGUUGGAUUCCUGAUGAAAAAUCCAUGGCAGAUGACUCCAAAAAAUAACAUUUCUCUUGUGAAAUUUGGUCCAAAUGUUUCUUUGAAAGCCUUCUUUGGGAAGCCUGGUCCCUGGUUUGAAGAAGGAGAUCUGGAUGGUGACAAGAACUCAAUAUUUCAUGAUCUAGAUGGCUCAGUGACUGACUACAGGGAUACCUAUGUGGGCCGAAUGGAUAAUUACUUGAUUCAACACCCCAAAUGCAUUAACAUGACAGAAUGGAGUGGAGUGGUUUGCAGUGGGAACUAUGUACAGGUUUAUGUCCAAACCUGGAAUGGACAGAAUCUAUCCAUGACUAUUGUCCGAGAUGAGUAUCCAGCCAAUCCCAUGGUUCUUCGAGGUAUUAAUCAGAGAGCAGCCGCCUUUCAGCAGUACCAGCCAGUGGUGAUGCUCCAAAAGGGCUAUACAAUACAUUGGAAUGGAAAAGCUCCAAAUGUCACCUAUCUGUAUCUCAUUAAUUUCAACAAGAACGACUGGAUACGUGUUGGUCUUUGUUACCAACCAAGGACAGAUUUUCUUAUAGUGUUGGAAACAUUUCAAAGGCGAUCAUCUGCUCUGUCAAGCAAGGUGGAGCGCUACACGCCUGUAUCUUCAAUGAUGGAGCUUGAAAAGAAUCGAUCAGACAAGAGGUUUUACUUUGACAACAGUACUGGAUUACUGUUUUUAUUUCUUCAAGCCAAAUAUAAUAGGGAUGGUCACAGUUAUUGCUCAUCUCAGGGAUGUGAAAGGAUCAAGAUUGUGACCAAAGAUUCAUCAAAAGGGAUAAGUAAUUGCAUGGCAAAAGCUUACCCAAAGUACUACCAAGUACCAACCGUCAUAAAGCAGAUGCCAGAAAAAACUACUGUACCAUGUUCAAAAUGUGGCACAACUCAGAUGGUGUUCACCAGUGACCCUCACAGAAACUACCUCCUUGUGCAGAUUAAUUCAUCUGAUGAAAAAGAGUCAAGCAGAGGCCAGCAAGCAUUUAUAUAUGUCAAUGACACCAUAUUUUCCUUCAAGGGUAAUGGAAUACUUAUUGUUGUAGUAGAUGCCUGCACUGGCACAGUGUUGGGAAACAAAUUAUUUUCUGGAGUAGACAUUAGGCAUGUAGAUGGAUAUUUAAAAUCUGGAAUUCCACAAAGGUCUAUCAUUCUGCUGAGCACAAGAGGUGAUGUAGCAAUUCCUAAUAAUUUAGGUGAAGCCUUAAUGUCCCUGGGGACAGCGAAACCACCUUAUCUUCAGAGCAAUGGAAGCUUGGCCUUUCUGGGCUUCAGAGGAAACAUUAAGCCAUCCUGGAUUAAGCUGUUUACCAGUCCUGCUGGGCAUGGGCUCGUUCAGAUAGAAAAGUAUAUCCCUCUGCAACUGGAAGAGUAUGGCUGUGCCAGAGCAACUAAAAGCCGUCAGAAAGACCUCGAGCUUCUGAAGGAGGCUGCACGAUCUCAUUAAAGACUAAGAUGUACAUAAAAUCUGGGGGAAAAAUGUGAACUAACUUAUUUUUUAAUUUAUGGCAUUUUAAACUAUAUUGUUAUCCAAGUAAAUCAUGUUAUUGUCUGAGAGAUGUUUGCCAGCAUUGACUGCUUGAAUGCCAAUCUGUGCACCUUCUAGUUGUACAAAAUAUUAAAGAAUUUAUUAGUAUUUGUAUAAACAGGUUUCAGAGAUUUUUCAGAUGUUUGUAUUUACUGUAAACGAGUUCCUUCUGUUUAAUAUUCCUUUUGUAUGUAAGAGGGUAUUCAUAAAAGCCUUAAGUUUUUAGUAACAGGUGUUGGAGUGCAUUUUGGGUUACUUGAAAGAUUAGCAUCAAUGCCUUCAGAAACAGCUUGAAUUGGUCAUUAUAACUUAAGCAUUUUUCCCUCAGCUGUUUGGGUGUUUCCAUGGGAGUUUUUCUGUCAGCUCAGUUACAUUCUCAGUCUGCUUUCUAACAUGUUAAAGCCCAAUCUCCCCUAUGCAUGAGGCUGACUCAAGGGAUUUUUAACUGCAGUAAAUAUUUUUGCUUUCCUGUGUGAAAGAUGGAGGAAGGAAUUCAAAGAUCCAGCCUGGGGCUGGGUGAGGAUUGUGUACUAUUCAGCAGAGCUUUACAAGGCUUUGUGUACAAGUGUGGCACGCAGAGCAGGAAAUUACUCCUGUUCUUUAGGAUCACUGUUUAUUCUCUCUAAGUACACAGGUGUGUCUGUAAGAGCUACUUUGAUAAACAGUCUAGAAGUUAAGGCUGCAGUCUUGAGUACAGCUUGACUUCAGCUUAGUCUUUUAAAGCUUUUAGCCAGAAUGGCAAAGCUAAGAUGCUGUUACUCUCAAUUUGUUGGGAAAGGAAGCUUCUACUCUUGCAGUGGUGUUUUUUUGUUUUGUUUUGAUUUUUAAAUUUUUUUUUGUUGGUUGGUUGGUUGGUUGGUUGGUUUUUGGGUUGUUCUUUUUGUUUGUUUUUUAGUGUUGAUUUUUCUUUAAUUAUUUUAAGGCUAUCUCAGCUUUAACUUGUGAGUGAAUGGAAAGUGCUCUCAGUUCAUUAAAUCGUACCUUCUGCCUUAACUUUGAUUCUCUUAGUAUACUCAUGUUGUUAAUUCUUGUUGACUUUAUAUUAGGUCCAUUGAUUUAAUCAGGUUUUGUUUCAAUUAAUUGUCUCUGCCAAUAGUGUGAAAAUCAUUUAGAACAGCGGCACAGCUACCCUUUUUCAGUAUCUUUGUCUUUGAAAUUAAAUUUCAGGGACAGUAAAGAUGCUUUUCAUAAUAGGGAACAAUAGGUGCCAUAGGGCUAAAAUGUAACCCUAGUUCUAAUAAAACUGACAUAUUUCCUUCUUCUUGUAUAUGUUCUCAUUCAUUCGAGCUGGUAUAAUGUAUUUACCAUUCAUAGAUACUUUGUGCUUUGAAUUCAAAACAGAGUGGCUGUUGUAAAUAAACUAUGUGCUUGUCUUCUCCAAAGAUGUUGAAAAACUGUGGGGAUGUAUUUUUUGUGCUUUAAAGGAGAAGAGGCACAAUAUCAAACUUAUUACUCUGUUCAAUUAAAAUAUGCUACCUCAGUGCUACAAUUAAACUGCCUGGUCUAAGUGAGAAAGCAGGGGGUAAGGAGUAUGAUACAAGAGUUGAAGUUAACAAAUAGAUGACCGAUACUAUUUUUAUUGUAAAACCAAGCCAAAUGGAUGAUUGUGUAUUUUGCAGUUGUUUUGAUGCACAGUUCUCUUGUUAUGUUUAAAAGAAAGGUAAUUUUGUUAGGGGAAGCUGUGAUAAAUCUUUACGACUAACUGUAAUGUUUGGUGUUAUUAAUGCAGGGCAGUGAUGUAAAUGCUCUGAGUGCAGUAGUGAUAGUAUUUGGGGAUUAAAAUGGCUUUAAGGCUUCCUCUGUUCUCAUGCUUGACAGAGAAAUAGUGAUGAGGUGGUGAUCCUCAGGCUUGUGAAGUUGGCCAUUAUUUAUGAUAUUCUGCUGUUCUAAGCGUCUUGUAAAAGUUGUCCUUGGAAGCGUCAGGGGUAUUCUGAUGUAGGGCUUACUGAUGAACAAUUGGACCUGAAGUUAAAGUGUUUGUCUUUUGUGUAAAUUUAAACACUUGACAAAUAGCAUAAAUAAAUUUUUAUGUCUGACAAGGCAAUAAAAUUA